This is a messenger RNA of Aphis gossypii (cotton aphid), 1297 nucleotides long. RefSeq names its product biogenesis of lysosome-related organelles complex 1 subunit 6-like. The record is from RefSeq and is a predicted model, not a curated record. The transcript is spliced from 5 exons. The coding region runs from base 113 to 550 and encodes 145 amino acids. Gene Ontology annotation, cellular component: BLOC-1 complex; transport vesicle; extrinsic component of membrane. Lineage: Eukaryota; Metazoa; Arthropoda; Insecta; Hemiptera; Aphididae. Gene Ontology annotation, biological process: intracellular transport.
UUUAUAAAGAUUAUAAAGAAUUAUCACUAAGCGUUCCGAUGUUUCAUUUUUGCAAGAAAACAGUUUUCUGACUUCAGUUUAUAUUGUUUUAAAACUACUUAUUUUUAAUAAAAUGGAAGAAUUAAAUACGGAACCUAAAGAAAAAUGUGGAGAGACAAACGAAUCGAAUUUAGAAACGAAGCCUGGAUUAUUAAUAAUCAACUCCUAUUUAAAUCAAAUCAAUCCAGAUUUACAAGAUGUUCAAUCUGAUAUUAAAGAAGUAGUUGGCAAACAAAAACUGCUAAUAGAUGCUAUGCUCAAAGAAAAUGAAGAAUUGUCUAAUUUACUAAACGAAUCAGAAGUUCAAAAUAUGUUCUUAUCUAUUAAACAUUGUCACGGGCAACUGGUUGAAUUAAAAAAAAAACUCAUGUUUUUACACAAGAAAACUAUGACAUUAGAAAAAAGAGCUAAUGUUUUACGGGUGGCCAAACAAAGAGAAGCAUUACAAAGAGAACAUCAAAAAGAAUCAAUGUUGGUACGGGAGCAAGAACUUAUAUCAAAACAGACAUAGAAUUAUCUACUUUAAAUACAGAGAAAAUUCAUAGUUAAUUAAGUAUUCAUUAUUUACAUAAUGUCUAUUAAUCAAAAUUUAUUAGAUUUCUGUAUUUUGUUUUUAAGUUGUAAAAAUUAAAUACAUAUAGUUGAUAAAUGCUUAAGAUUUAUUAAACAUUUAAAAAGAUAAUAUUAUAUUAUUAUAUUUACUAAUGUAAGGUUUAUGUUUAAAAAUGUAAUCCAUUCAUAUAUCAUAAUAUACAGAAUGUUACAAAAAGAACUAUUCAAAUGUGAUAAACCAUCUGUUAUAAUUUUUGUUCUUUAUUAUUUACUAAUAUUUUUCUUAUGAAAUGCUUGGAGCUCUUAUUCUAAUUGAAUAUUUAAAAAAUAUUUAUGUGGUAUAAUUAUGAAUAAUCAUAAAAUUAAUAUUAAUUUUUUUCAUCUUUUAACACGUUCACUUUUUUCUUACAUCAAUUGGUGUCUUGAGGAUCAUUUGAUAGCGUCUUUGAUUAGUUAGUUCUCUAUGUAAAUGCUGUUAACUUUGUAUAUUAUAUAAUUUACAUAUUGAAAUAAAUUAUCUAAAUUUUAUGUUAUUGACAUUUGACUUAUGUUACUUCUUACAAUACUUUAAUCUAUUUUAUAUUUAAAUAAAUUGUCUUACAUAAUAUAAUUUAAUAAACUAUAAGUUAAUUAUUUUUCUUAACUAAUUUAUUCUAUAUUGUAAAUUUAUGAUGAUUAUAAAAAAUAUAUAUAAUGAUUUAUUUGA